AUGCGGGCGGCCCCGCCCCUCGGCGGCCCUGGGCGACCGGCGCGCCGCCUCGCGGUGCCAGCCCGGGAGCCCGGGAGCCCGGGCGCGGGACGCGGCUACGCGGGGCGCUGGGAGGGGACUGGUGGCCCGCGGCGGGUGGGUCGCGGGGCCUGGCUCCCCGCCCGUGGGAUCGCGCGCCCUCGCCGAGCGCAGCCUCCCCGCGUGUGGGGCCUCAGCACGUGGCGCAUCCCUGCGCGCGUGCGCCUGCAGCCGGGGCCCGAGGGCCACGUGCGAGCUGGGGUGCGCGGGCACUGGUGCGUGCCGGGAGGUGGGACGCCCUGCUCUCCGAGGUUGCUCUGCCCUCCGAGGUCGCCCGCAGGCCGCCGCCCGCUCUGGGCUUGGGGAGCUCGGCCCUGCGCCUUUCCGGACUCCUGGCAGGUGCAGCCCCAGGAGGCAAUGGGGCAGGCAAACUGGAUGGUGCCCCAGGUGUAGCAAGGUUGGAAGGCUUCAAAGGACCGGGUGGCCUGGACAAGUUUCCUCCUAGAAGUCACUUAAUCUGCAAAAUCAAGAUAAGACCAUUUUCCCCAUGUGACUUGACAAGACAAUAUUAAAGCUCAAGGUGAUGCAUGUAAAAAGAUUGUGGAAGCCAUAAAGCUUUAUAGAGAUACAUAAUCACUCUCUUCCUCGUCUCCUGCCCCAUUCUGCUACCCUUGCUUUAAUAAAAAUCGCUUCCCCGAAGUCUCCGUUGGGCUGGGACAUAAGCUUCAAGGAGCAAACACACAGACCCUCCACUGACCACUACACAGAGAGUCCCAAUGCCCUUCCUCCAUCCUUCCAGAACACCUUUGGCUUUCACUCCAUCCAUCUGAGCCUUAACUCUUUAUUUUUAAGUUUUUCCUUGUUAA
This is a messenger RNA of Pongo pygmaeus (Bornean orangutan), 884 nucleotides long. RefSeq lists its product as uncharacterized. The record is from RefSeq and is a predicted model, not a curated record. The transcript has 2 exons. Bases 1 to 471 code for a protein of 156 amino acids. NCBI's taxonomy places the organism in Eukaryota, Metazoa, Chordata, Mammalia, Primates, Hominidae.